UAGAAGAUGGCUAUGGCGAUGAAACUAUCAAUAACGUCAUAAAAUGGACUCGGCUUUGCGACCUGAACUCUCCUAAUUGAUGGACCUCGGCAACUGUUUUUCAGGUAUGAAAUAUGGAGCGUAAGUUGGCUGAGUUCAGAGCCCGAAAGAAAGCCCAAGCUGAAGCUCAGAAACCUGCUGAGAGUGUGAUCCAGACUGAAACUAAAGCCAUGAGCCUUGAUUCUCCAGCAGUGAGUCCUGACACACCGGAACAGAAGCCCACCAGCUGCCUUCAGAGGCCACACACACAGGAUCCCAGUCAUCGUUUGCUGAACCCUACGUGUGGUGGUUGGCUCCAGCGCGUGGCUCUCACCCAUCUGACCCUGCUCAAAGUGCUGCUGUGGCUCGUGCUGCUCGGGCUCUUCUCAGAACUCGAGUUUGGCCUGCCGUUUUUUCUCAUAUCAUUAUUCUACUGGCUCUAUGAGGGCCUUCGAAGCCCAAGAGCCCGGCAACCUGGAGAAAUGAGCGCGUAUUCUGUGUUUAACCCUGAUUGUCAACCCAUCCUGGGAACGUUAACAGCCGAACAGCUGGAAGGAGAGAUGGGAUACAGGCCAGUGGUCAACAGAUGAACGUGUUUGAAAGAAAGCAGACGUUGCUUUCAUAGACAACUAUCUGGAAAUAAAGGAAAACACUUAACCGUCUAAAUGUGGAGAUGUAAAUUGCACUUUGGAAACUUGUUUGCAUUAUAUUAAUGUACCCUAUAAUCGUCUUAAAUGAUUUAUUGUGUUUACAUUAAUAAAAUGCUUUAUUUUAUUCAUCUAUACACAAA
Carassius auratus (goldfish) is the source of this 808-nucleotide messenger RNA. It is a transcript of the gene saysd1, whose product is annotated as SAYSVFN motif domain containing 1. The record is from RefSeq and is a predicted model, not a curated record. Lineage: Eukaryota; Metazoa; Chordata; Actinopteri; Cypriniformes; Cyprinidae. Bases 114 to 608 code for a protein of 164 amino acids. The transcript is spliced from 3 exons.